This is a messenger RNA of Pseudomassariella vexata, 1461 nucleotides long. RefSeq lists its product as uncharacterized. Bases 1 to 1461 code for a protein of 486 amino acids. The record is from RefSeq and is a predicted model, not a curated record. Lineage: Eukaryota; Fungi; Ascomycota; Sordariomycetes; Amphisphaeriales; Pseudomassariaceae. The transcript is spliced from 3 exons.
AUGUCAACACCCCGACUCAUCUUCCGCAUAUUUUACUCGCUUAUCUACACAUUCUUUUGUCUACUGUUGGCCGCCUUGAUCCUCAUCACCCCUGCCGAUGCCGUCGUCCAAGCUAUCCGCGGUACCUUUACAUACAACAACGUCGUCAUCAUCUGCAUCGUCUACUUGGUCACAACACUCGUUGUCUUGUUCGUCUACUCGCUCAGGCUGUACAUCACGAGAACUGUCUUGGCCGGUAUCCCGAAACAAUGGAUUCCGAUCGGGAAGGGCGACGUGCGCAAGGAUGUAAGGAACAUGAUUAUACGCGACAUCGGAAGGAGUGCGGCUAUCGCUUAUGCCGCGCGACCAAAGAUUGGCGACCACGACUGGCAUGAUUGGAAUAAGGGAGACGGCCUUCUCACCGUUCCUUCAAUCUCCACAUUCCUUCCGGGCCCCAGCCUGAAGUUGGUCAAGAAACCCGUAAGCAAGACCUCAAACAUUGAGGAUGAUAUGGGCAUCGCACUGCCACCCACACUACCUGUGUGGGGCAAUGUCGACCAUCCCGGCUGGGGCAGUCCCAACAGUCCCGACCUGCGAAAUGUACAAUACGGUACCGUGCUUGACGAAUUACCAAACCUCAUCGAAGCGAAGGCUGUGAGUCUCGCGCCGCCUGAUCUGGAAGCCGGCGGGAUUGGGGCCGGAGCAACGCUGAAUAUGGAGGCGGUCGACGUGCUUGGACGGAGUCUCAAUAUGAGCAUGCGUGAUUAUGUGGUGCACCUAACGGGUUUGGACGUGUUACCCUCAGCGUCGACGGACGAACAACCAGGCAUUACCAGGGAUAUCUCCGAGUUCCUUGAUACCUACGAGCGCGCACGAUUUUCGGGGCGACCAAUGACGAGCGACAGAUUCAGGCGAUUGAUGCAAUUGUUUGCCGAACUGCUGCGCGCCAUGCGGCCUCUUGAUCCUGCAGUCCUGGAUACGCUCGAUCAGAUGGGCAGUGUCGACAUGUACAGUGGUAGCGACGAGAGCGGAGGGAACAUCGACGACGAUGCCCCAAGAGACACGAGGACGGCGAGUCUCAUCUCGGGUCAAAGCUCUGCUCGCAACUUUUCCGACAGGUGGAGUUUCUCAAGCUCAACCGGGAGCAAAGCAAGUAAUUUAGGUAAGAUUGACAAGCAUCGGCAACGGCGACCGAGUCUACUACCCAGGAAUUCGUCAUAUGGCACCGCACCGACAACACCGAAGAGCACGCGCAACUCUGGACUCUCAAUAUCUAAUCGCCCAGCUAUGGAGAGGAAUCCCAGCACAAAGAGCGACUCGACUGACACCUGCGCGCAAACGAGACGGCCAUUCGGUGCGUCGACUUUUAGUAGCGAUGUGAACAGUCUCAGUGGAGGUAGUGUAAUCAGGCUCGCAAGAAGAGAGGACCAACUCAGCGGGGUGGAUUUGCCGUACGUGCUGAGCGUGGGGGAAAUGGUAUGA